Messenger RNA from Ostrea edulis (European flat oyster), 5620 nucleotides. RefSeq names its product all-trans-retinol 13,14-reductase-like. The coding region runs from base 64 to 1971 and encodes 635 amino acids. NCBI's taxonomy places the organism in Eukaryota, Metazoa, Mollusca, Bivalvia, Ostreida, Ostreidae. The record is from RefSeq and is a predicted model, not a curated record. The transcript is spliced from 12 exons.
CAAUGGUCUAGAAGCAGAGGAAACGAGCAGCCACUUGACGACUUGCAACUAGCCUACAACGAAAUGGAUACAGGAGUUCUUUCAUUUAUUAGCGGGAUAUUUAAGUACCUUGCAGACAAUCCUUAUAUUCUUUGGAUACUUUUCCUCCUCUACAUUUUCAUAUUUGUAAUGUCGAUAUUAUUUUCUGGGCCUAAGCCGGGGCGAAAUCCAUUUUCUGCGAAACACGUGAAACCAGUACAGGAAUUGGUCUCUGACCAGAAAAUUCGAGAUAAAGUCUUAAAGCAGAGAUUCAAGAGCCACAAAAUUCCAGAGAAUCUCGACACGAUUAUUAUUGGGAGUGGUGUGGGAGGGCUCAGCGUAGCUGCAAUGCUGGUUAAAGCAGGCAAGAAAGUUCUGGUUCUGGAGCAGCAUGACCAGGCUGGAGGAUGCUGCCAUACAUUCCAUGAUAAAGGCUUUGAAUUUGAUACAGGCAUUCACUACAUAGGAAGAAUGGACCCAUCUUGUGAGAACAGGAUUCUGAUGGAUCAGCUAACAGGUGGAAGAGUGGAAUAUCCACUUAUGGAUGAAGCCUAUGAUGUGGUCGCUAUUGGAGAUCCAGCAACAGAAAAAGUCAGAAAGUACCCUUUUGUGUCUAAUAAAAAUAAAAUCAUAGAGAACUUGAUCAGACAGUUUCCAAAAGAAAAGGAAGGAAUAGAAAAGUUUUUCAAGCUGCUCAAGGAAGCAAGGAGUUUCUUCAGUGGUUGUGUAAUGCUUAAGGUACUACCCAAAUGGCUGGCACAACUUCUAGUAUCCACUGGACUGAUUAACAUCAUCUUCAAAGCAUAUGGUCGAUUUGGAAAACUCACGCUGAAAGAUGCAUUAGACAGUGUCACCAAUGAUGAAGAACUGAAAGGAACACUUGCUUACAUUCUUGGAGAUUAUGGUGUGUUGCCUUCAAAAGCCCCAUUUGGCCUUCACUCUGUCAUCCUUGGUCACUACUUCAGUGGAGCGUAUUACAUAAGAGGAGGACCCAGCGAAAUCGCCUUCCAGAUGAUUCAAGUUAUUGAGGAGAGUGGGGGGAGAGUGCUAGUCAAUGCCCCGGUGUCAGAAAUACUGAUGUCUGAAAAAGGAAGAGCCAUAGGUGUAAAACUCAGGAAAGGUGAAAAUGAUGUGGAAAUAUUUGCCAAACGUAUCGUUUCUGAUGCUGGAGUGUCUAAUACUUUCCUUCAUCUACUGCCGAAGGAAGUGGCCACAAAAUCAUCUAUAUAUCCCAUGAUUAACAAGGUUGGAGAGAGUGUAUCUUUUCUGACUGUCUUUGUGGGGUUGAAGGGCACCAAAGAAGAACUGGGAAUACAGGCUCAUAACUGUUGGCAUUUUACCAGACCAGACUUGGAACAACUCUAUGAUGAAUACAGUGCCCUGUCUCUGGAGGAGCUGCCAAACCACGAUGUCCCUAUGAUGUUCAUCUCAUUUCCAUCUGCUAAAGAUCCAUCAUGGCAUGAGAGAAACCCAGAUAAAUCUACCUGUCUGAUUAUCACCUGGUCACACUACAAAUGGUUUCAAGACUGGGAAGAUGGCAGAGUCAAGCACAGAGGGGAGGAUUAUGAGCAAAUCAAAAAAUCUAUUGGGGAGAAGAUGCUGAAGCAGUGCAUAAAACUGUACCCCAAAAUGGAGAACAAUGUGGAGUACUUUGAUGUAGGAACUCCUCUCAGCAAUAGGUACUACCUGGGAUUCCAACAUGGAGAGAUGUAUGGAUUAGAUCAGAACAUGGUGAGAUUUCUACCAGAAGCCAGCAUCCAGCUCCGCCCCAAAACAGAUAUUCCGGGACUCUAUUUGACAGGGCAAGAUGUGAUGUCUGUAGGACUUAGUGGAGCAUUAUAUGGAGGGGUAUUGUGUGCCUCGGCUAUGUUGAAUCGUAAUCUGUACAAGGAUCUUCUGGCUCUCAAGAAAGAACUGCAGGAAUCAGAAAAGUCAGAAAAGAAACAGAAUUAAAGAGGAAAAAAGCCACUUGUUCCUAGUCCAAAUAACCCAUAGUUUACUGACAGGGACAUCCACUUAUUGUCAGACUGUCUGCUCAUCCUUGUCUAGCCAUCUACCGUAACUUUGAUAUCUCUGAGAAUAAUAUCAAACUUCAUAAACAUUUUAUAUUUUUAAUCAACAGGUGAUAGGAGUAUACUGUUUUAAUUGAUGAAUCCCUUUGAGAGUGAAAAAUUUAGUUUCUAUUUGUCAUUUUGUUAUCCAUUUAGACAUUAUCAAAUAAAUACAUAUAAGGUACAUAUACUAGAGCUAGCUGCAAUAAUGUAGCCCUCUCUGAUUUUUUAUUUUUAUUUUUUUUUUUUUUUAGGGAGAGGGCUACAACUCCUUAGGAUCUCCGUAAUGGUGCAAAUGCGGGAGUGAUUCACUCCCGCAACAUUUGCGCUCAUUCUAAACAUUUCCUGACUUUCUUUACGUAAAUAAAAUGAUAUUCUAUGUUUCUUAGUCAAUAUAUAAAUUUACAACCUGCAACUUUAGAUUUGUGAGGCUCUAUUCUACCGUUUUCAACAAUUUCGAUAAAUUCCAAUUUCUCGAUUCAUAUUUGUGCGCCAUGUUUGAUGUACUGAAGUUUCAAUUUCCGGUUGUCAAGUCAUUUGCAUAUGCCAUAUAAGGUAGUAUUUACAUCAAUGGACAAGUAUGGAGGCGAAAGCUAUUUCGUCGGUAUUGAAAAGGUUUGAAUUUAAUAUCAAGUUAAAAACCGAACAGCAGAGUGUAAAUUCUUUCUGCAACAAUAUGAUUUUCCUUUCUUUGUCGAAGUGGCUCGAGUAACUACAUUUUCGCGCAGAUUGUCAAUGUUUAGGCUUUUCAUUAGAUCCACCUACGAGAUCUCGCGAUAACAAGCAUGGCGGAGCAGACGAAGAAUUUUGCAUGCUGUACAUUAUAUUUAAUGAAAAACACCUUUAUUAGACAUGCCCGAGCACAAAAUUGGUACUCCUUUUGGUGUAAACAACAUUUGGGACUAAUACACAGAGUUUAUUGUCGGUUAUUCAUAAAAUUAUUUUGCACCAUUACGGAGAUCCUAUGGAAUUGUAGCCCUAUCCCGAAAACGUCAGAAUAAAAAAAAGUUGGAUAGGGCUACAUUAUUGCAGCUAAUACUAGAGCGACCAUGUGAGAUUAACGUUAUACUGGAGUUUGAUGACGAAUUAAAGGACGCGUACACGUAGGUGACUGUUAACAAGUAUAAUGUGCACAGUGUUGUGAAAAAUUACAAAUUUUGAAACUCAGGAAGCUGUUCAUCACAAUCUUUAUUCAGUAUGAUCAUUUCUAUACCUGCAACUGUUUGAUAUGAAAUAAUAGCCCCAUCAUAUCACUUGUUUGCUUCAUUAUUGACGGCUUAGAACAUCUACCCAGUACAUGUAAUACAAAACAACUUUUAUUGAUGACUACUUGUGUCGGGAAUUACAUUGGUGAUAGGGAAUAAUUCAUGAGUCAUUGAUCCAACUUAUACAUGUACUUAGACAAAUGACUGGAUUCACAGUGACAACAACAACAACAAAAUGACUGGAUUCAGUGACAACGACGACAACAAGAAAAUAAAUGGAUUCACAGUGACAACGACGACAACAAAAUGACUGGUUUCACAGUGACAACGACGACAACAAAAUGACUGGUUUCACAGUGACCAUUGUUUGCAAAUCUCACAAAUAUUUCUGACAUAUGUAAAUAACAGCUGGUUUACAACUCCGAGCAUUAUCAAUUCUUCAAAGAAUUGUAUCUUUAUGAGGCAUGUACUGGGUGCACUGUUGAAAAUCUGGAUAUUCCUCUGCAUCAGAUGUUCAUUACUUCGUAUUCAAUUGAAUAAUACAUGUGAUGUUUAGAUUCUACUUAUAAAAGAAUACAGGAGACAAACAAAAAAUAGGUAUACUGAUUUAUAUACACAUAGUUGUAAAAGGUUCAGCAUGUAUUAAAUAUCAAAUUUCGAAAGUCUGAGAAAAUCUUACACCUUUAUUGAUCAAUGUUUUGCAUUUACCGUUACAUCAUUAUUGGUAAUAUGUUACAGUCUUACAAUGCUUCUGCAAUAUUUAUUUUUGUCAUAUUCUUUGUUAUUUAUCAUGGUAAUAUAAUUACCAUAUUUAUUUGAUGCAUUGUACAAGAAUUUUGUUUUAAAUAAUGAAGUGAAAUGUUUGUUUUGUCAUUUUUUGAUAAUAGUAUGAAUCAUUGUUGCGUGGGAGUUGAUUAUGUACUUUAAAAAGUGGGUAUUAUGAAACAGUACUAUAAUGUACUAGUGCAUUUUCUGACCAGUGUAUUUGCAUACAAAUUAAGGUUGUGCAGUUCUUUGUUUAAAUAAAGGGAAUAUGCAUAUCAAAUGCAUCUCCAUUUAUACUGUUUUGUAAGCACAUGCAUUUAUGGAUGAAGUUGUAUCUAGUACAAGUGUAUAUUGCCAGAUAUUUUGGAGGAUGUUAUGAGCAUAAGAUGACAUUACAUACUAAUGUUUUUAUUAUUAAUUUCAGUUUGUGUGUGCAUGUGUGUGGUUUUUAUCUCUCCUGAGCUAAAAGUUCAAAUGAGCUUUUCUGACCAAAGUUCUUCCUUCAUCUAUUUCUCUGUAUGCCUUCAAUAUACCUUUGAACCAUGGUUUCUCCAUAAUUAUUGACCAUUUUCAGGGAUACUUGAUAUAAAGCACCCUUUAGUAAUGGGGAUUUUAAAGUGUUUUUUUUUUAAUGAAGGAGUACUGUAUCAAAAGGAAAUAAUUGAGAUAGUGAAAUAGGGUGGCACCACUAAAAAGUCUCCAGAACUACUGUCCCAGAAACUACAACAUUAUUUAAUAACUGCAAAACUUAUAUGUAAACAGCUGGGAUUCAAAGUUCUAUAUCAGAAAUUACAGGGAGAAAUAAAUGUUCUUCUCAAGAAUAGCAAUGCAUUGAAAUAAAUAUAGCAAGCAUUUUCUUGUAGUUUAGAUCUUAUCAAAUCGGGUUUCAUAUGGCCAGGAUGGUGUUACAUAUGGGUACAAGAUUUUCCAAAGAAAUAUAUGUUAAGGAGGUGUGCUACACCAGAGAUUUUUGAUAUGGAUGAAAAGUAGAGUGUAUGUACAACAUUUUGAAGUUGAAAACUUUCAAUUUUGUUUUAUUUAGUCAAAAAAUGAAGUUUUAGUAGAAAGCAAUCAGAAAAAAAAUUUCUGCUGGACUUGAACCUGUAACCUACAGUUCAUCAGUCAACGUGCUGAGCUACUCAGCUAGGCGAUGAUGUUUUAAAUGAAUAGACAAAUAUUGCUGAUAUUCAUAUUUUCAUCCAUGUUUUAAAAGGAAGUCAGCCAUUAUGACGAUGUAGAGUAUACCUCCUUAAAAUAUUACUAAGAAAAUCUUCACUGAAGAAAAGCAGCUUUUUUGGUCAAACUAACUAGCAUACAAGCAUCUUCUUGUUGUAUGAUUUAGAUUUUUUGAACUGACUUUAUUGUUCUCAUUAGUCUUAAUCUAUUGUCAAGGAUCCAAAUUUUUAAAGUUAAUUUGUUUCUCUGUAUUUACAUGACACAGGUUAGCAUUGUGGCCAGUUUGUCUUUUUGGUUGAGAAUUCUCAAUGAAUUAAUUUAUUCAAUAUUAUUUCAGUGAUGUUGCAAUCAAUUUACAUGUACCAUGGACAUUGUAAUGUGUGAAUACAUAAAUGUUUGGAAAAU